CACACAUGUAUCGCGACGUCCCACGCAUCGCGCGUGGUUUCUAUAGGAAGUGGAGUUCUUUUCGCGCAUCUUACGCGUUUUCCUGAAGGAAAAUGGCUACCAGCUGUCAUUUAAUCGAGAAGUGUGGCUUUUAAAGUGACACAGAAUUCUGUGAAAAGUCGUUGAACCACGUAUAAAGACCGUUUAGCACGAUGCAAUUACAUAACGUUAAAAUCGUUUGGUAGAUCGACGCCACUUUUCAUCUACAUGCGGAACCCGUGAACCUUCCACAGUGCCAUGAAAUUCUAUUCCGCUUUACUGUUUACAGUUUUUGUUUUUCGACGAACGUAUCGAGAGUAACGCAAUAGAGUCACUUCCACAUACUUUUAAUAAUUAAAACGUUUAAUAUUCGAAUCGGACACAUCGCAUGAGCGUUAAUCGACAAUAGUAAUCGUGCUACGUGUUAAGAGCCACAAACCUUUUCGACCUCACUCGCAUUAUUUUGGAGUGCGUGAUCAUUGCAAGAAACGAGAAGCAGCAUGGGUUCGAGCCAACAGUUCUCUCUUAGGUGGAAUAAUUAUUUAAAGCACAUCACCUGUGCGUUCGAUACGUUACGGACAGAGGAAGAUUUGGUCGAUGUAACAUUGAGCUGCGAAGGAAAGAGGAUAAGAGCACAUAAAAUGCUUCUGUCCGCGUGUAGUACAUAUUUCAGGGAUUUGUUUAAGGAAAAUCCAUGCCAGCAUCCAGUUAUAAUUUUCCGUAAUGUAAAAUUCGACGAUUUGGCAGCAUUGGUCGAUUUCAUGUAUCAAGGGGAGGUGAACGUGGUUCAAGAACAAUUAGCUAGCUUUCUAACUACAGCAGAAUUAUUGGCGGUACAAGGUCUAACGGAUGGCACAGGAAAAGAUAACGACAGUUUAGUGGAGGAUGAUCUGGAAAUUCCAAACGAGCCGGAAAUUCAACUUCAGAAUGCAUCUAGUAAAUCAACGGAUAGCAAAAGGAACAAGUCGCCGUCGUCUCCUUUGCCUUAUCACUCGGUUGAUCUGCAACCCGAUGCUCCGCCGAGUAAAAGACGAAAAUGUCGAGAAAACGCGAACACGAACGCGGAAAAGACUGCUGGCAACGCCUUGGCCACGAAAGACACCGACAACAAAUCGUCGGAAAAUCAGACGUCGACCGGUUCCGAUCCCGUUGAAAUAAUUCCCCUUAUGCCGAACUUGAAGCUGGAAAUGCCUGAAUAUUUAGUACAAGAUGGAAGUAGCUGUAGUUACGAAGAUCAGAGUUUAGGAGACAGUUCGUUAAAUAAGAUUGGUAUAGAAGACACGUCGUCCAACACUCCCGACCACGACCAGAAGCCCGACAUCAGUCAAACAUUUUAUUCGAGUAGUCAACCUACUUCGGAUAAUCUGGAUCUCAAACACCAAUCAGCGGAUGUCGGUAAGAAGUACAAUAGACACCUACUUUCAAAACCUGGCACAUCCGGGGAAAGACUAACGCAAGAAGCAGUGCAGGCAGCAGCAGCAGCAACAACAACAACAACAACAACAGCGACAACAACAACAACAACAACAAACUACGUCGACCGUUCCCCCGUCUUCUUGAAUCCACCUUCGUUCGAUUCGCGGGCGACGCUUGCGCGUCCGUCGACUAAAUUGCCGAACUCCGCACGCCGAAGCCUAGCACGGAAUAUAGAGUACGUUUCGUUGGAAUGGAAAAGCGAUCAACCCUUGACUGGUAUUUAUAUCGGACUCGCCGGUGGCUUCAACAUCAUUGUGCUUUCGUGUCGUGUUCUAUGAAAACUUCGAUAUUAUUUUGUUAUAUUAUACGCUAGCUAGGAAUCAAAUCGGCAGCGUUUAUCUAGAGAUAGAUUGACGCUAAAAACCUACCGAGCCGAUUUUACAAUUUAUGUUUCAAAGUUGCUGAUAUUAUGCACGCUCUGUGGUAGAACGUUAUCGAAUAAAUUCCUUGACCCAAGCACGCAUACAUUAUAAUAAAAAUGGCGAAAGUUUGAACGGACACGGAUAUUUAUUUAUUAGUAAACGGGGAAACCGCAUUAGUUUGCAUAGAUUAUUGAACGAGUGCGGAAGUUGCAACGUUCUUGGAACAUGUAGAUCUGCGAAAUACAUCUAAAGUAACGUCUCAAAUAGGUCGUUGGUUAUUGGAGGUUGUUGUAGCAGUUAUUAUAUUAGCGAAAGUGGUAACGCGAGUUGUUGGAUUUGUAGCGCCGAAGCGAGACUUGAAACCUUAACUACUGCACCUAUUAAAAGCGGUCUGCGAGACCGCUAAUGUUUAUCGCGUUAUUGUGGACAUAAGCAUGAUAAAUGAGAAAGAUCGAAAUCGAUUCUUCUCACUUUGCACAUCGGCGAUAAAAGGUAAACCAAUUUGGAGAAAAUCGGUUAAAUGGUAGCGAGCGUAUUAAAAACGUUUCUUUUUUCUUACAAUUAUAUUAACACUACAGAUGACCAAGUAAUCGAUGCAGUAGUUAAAGCAGACGGGGCGAAAUAAAAAACCAACAGCGCGUAAAAGAGCAGGUCAAUUGAUUUGACCAUUUACGAUCUUAAAAAUAAAAAUAUAACGGAUCAGCAGCCGCUCUUCCGAAUGUUAAAAGCGCAAGGUCGAAUUUCCACGCAAUCGGUUGAAUUUAUGCGUGCAGUUUUUUCAUCGUUAUAAAACAACACACGUUAAGUUACUAAAAGAGCUCGGUGGGUUUAACACGUUAACACGUUCUUUGGCAGUUUUCAUUCGGUGUUCCCACCAGUCGUCGUUUUCGCGGAAAUCGUGUACCAGCGAAGGGUCGAACUCGCCCGGUAGAUUUUCCACGAAAAAACUGUCCGUGCGAAGGCUGAACGCGAUCGAUGCGGAGCAGAAUUCGUUUCGCGGUCGCGCGCGUCGAAGACGGUACUUCGGAAUACGUCGUUACGAUGACUUUCUUCCUGGACACCCGUUGCGUCGCGUGCUCGUAAUUGUUGGCGUUAACCGUCCGCCGCGAGGAUCCUUGGACUUUCGAAGCAGAAUUACGAGGACAGUAACAUGAGACUUAAUUUAUUUAUCGUUCGCCGAUCUCAGAUUCGUAGUGUGCAACGUCCAACAGCUUGCAACGAUACGAUACGUUUUACGCUGUUCCCUCGACGAACUACCGACGCGAACGACCGGACCUACAAUUAGCUCUAACCGUUACGUUUCCUUUCCCCGCUCGCGAUUUCGCCGAUCGGGGGAGAUACACCUUUGUUUCGAACAAAGCGCGAGUUCUCGCCUAGCCUCGCGUACCCGGAACACGAUAUCUUUAGUUAAGAGUGUGCAAGCUCAUCUUCGAUUCCGUAUCGAUUCUAGUCAUUAAUGUACGGCGCUUCGUUACUGUACGGUCGCUGAAACAUCGCCCGAUUGCUCUUGUCGCAUUCGAAAUCGCCGGCGACGACAGAUUUUGUCCGAUCGAUGUUGCGUUCGCAAAGAAGCUUAGGGUAUACAUAUAUAUAUAGUUUCUUGGAGACCGAGAACGACAUGAUGAAACAGUUGCUCGACGAGCGAUCGUUACCAAUGACGCGUAAAACGAAUAUUCUACGUUAGUUGACAAAUAAAUAGCGUAUAGAGACUACAUUGUGAGAUGUCCAUAUCAAUAGAGAGAAAGAAAAACAGAGAGAGAGAGAGAGAGAGAGAGAGAGAGAACGAUAGAGACAGACAGAGAGAAAGAGAGAAAGAAUGAAUUACAGUGUUACGAACGCGGGUCACGUUAUGGAGAAGAAAAGAAAAAAAUCAAUCGGAAUGUUGCACCGACUCUGUUUACACGUCCGUUGUUCGCAUAAUCGACCUUUUCGUUGCGACCAAGAUGGAUUUUAGCUGCUUCGAUGGAGCGCAUAGACAGUGCCUUACACUCGAAUAGUUUUACAGAUUUACAGUAUUGACUUUCCAGAUGUUUACCACAGUUGAACGCGUAUAAGAGACUAUAAGAGAACCGACAAUUUUAUUCCUUUGUUCUUUUCGCCGGUGGCCUCGUGUAAACAUUGUCUCUGUGUGUACGGGAUUCGAAGAACAUUUUCGAAUGCAACAGAAUUUCGAGGAUCGUACGAUCCGGUGCGUGGAAGCUGCGAAUCCGUUCUACGGCUACGACCCUUUCGUUGCUUGCGCCCCCCCCCCCCCCUAUUACCGAAAAACGCCAUUUCCCCGAGAGACUUUCGAUUUCGAUCGAACACCUUUCGACUCCACUCCGUGGUUUCGACCGUUGGUCGGUGGACCGCUUUCACGGUGCAAGGAGCAGAGCUGGGCCGACUUUAUCCCCACUCCUGCGACCUUAAAAGUUUACUUCUGAUAUAGACCGCUAGGCGCUUGAGGUAACUUCCGUACUAUCGUCGAGGGUUUCUACUGUGUGUGUACGAGUGCCUGCGGUGGUCACCACAGUAACACCACUGUAGUAGUAUCGCACUUAUACAAAUGUAAUUUAACGCUAUGCGAAACACGUGUGUCGUACAAUUUUCAAACAGCUGUCGCUCAUAACCUAGCGACGCUAUCGAGACCAAAAGAAUUUUGAGAAUAUAAUUUGAACGUUCUAGAACAUCGUUUUCUUUGUUAGAACUCGAUAUCUCACUUCUAAGUAUAUUGAAUUAACUUUGAACUCUCGGAUGACGAGUGCCGGGUCCAUUUGGACCCUGAUUCACAAACAUUCCAUCUAAAUUCUAAUUUUGUGGCGGUCACAUGUAGUUGCUAACUAUUAACAUUGAAACUAAUGAAAGGAUUAACUCUGGUCUCGACAAAGAGGUUUUAAUAAUGUACGAAUGAAAAUUAAUCGUAAAGAUCUGAACGGAUCUAGCACGGAUCUGCCAUAUAAACGCUCGAGAAUGUUCGCCGUCCAAAGGUUAAUAUUAUAUUUUCGAAGACAAAAUGUGGACCCAAUUUCGACCCAGCGUGACAGCAGAGGGUUAAGAAAGUGAUGUAUCGAUGAGUACCGAUGUUUCGCCAGCGCCUCCCGCGGGAACUCGCGGAAGCGAACUUUUAGCGUCACAGAGAUUUUGGGGCGGGGCAACCGUACUCGGUCCACCUCUCAUUCGUACGCCGUGGUCCUUCGCAUUCGCUCCAACUUCAGUUUCCUCGAUGUCGAGAAGAACCAAACGCGAAUAUUUCGAACCCGGGAGCUCUCGGGUCAACCGAAGAGAACACGAACGCGUGGGAUGAUCGGAACAGAUUUCGGAAAAGCUCGCAGCUUUCUCGCGAGCUUGCGAAAAAAGCUCUCUUUUGUGAUCGCGAUUUAACGAUCGAUUGAAAAAGUCGAACUUUUACGUAUUGGCUAUAUUGUGUACCGCUUUAUUGCGAUUCGUUCGAUUUCCAAUGAUCAACGUUGCUUGAGUAUCUUAUGCUAUAAGCCCUAUGUGUACGUUGUUAUAUUAUAUCCAAUAAAUAAACAAUGUUUCAUUGA
This is a messenger RNA of Megalopta genalis, 5380 nucleotides long. Its product is annotated as zinc finger and BTB domain-containing protein 6. The record is from RefSeq and is a predicted model, not a curated record. Gene Ontology annotation, biological process: regulation of transcription by RNA polymerase II. Lineage: Eukaryota; Metazoa; Arthropoda; Insecta; Hymenoptera; Halictidae. Gene Ontology annotation, molecular function: DNA binding; protein binding. Gene Ontology annotation, cellular component: nucleus.